Molecule: messenger RNA, 5008 nt
Organism: Lynx canadensis (Canada lynx)
Lineage: Eukaryota; Metazoa; Chordata; Mammalia; Carnivora; Felidae
Gene: PPFIBP1
Product: PPFIA binding protein 1
Exons: 30
Coding region: 156-3263 (1035 amino acids)
Biological process (GO): neuromuscular junction development
Cellular component (GO): presynaptic active zone
Molecular function (GO): protein binding
Source: RefSeq, a predicted model, not a curated record
AUCAUAAGUGGAUGGCUUGAGGGAAUAAUUGUCACAAAAUGGACACACCUUUGCAACAGCACCCAGAUUAACAGAAAAUUGCCGGCACCCCAGAACCCUCCUCUUCUAAUGUUCCUGGAGCUCUAGGUUGGAAUUUGCCCUUGACAGAUAACAACAUGAUGAGUGAUGCAAGUGACAUGCUGGCUGCGGCGCUGGAGCAGAUGGAUGGGAUUAUAGCAGGUUCUAAGGCCUUGGAAUAUUCCAAUGGAAUUUUUGAUUGCCAGUCUCCCACCUCCCCAUUCAUGGGAAGCCUGCGAGCUCUGCACCUUGUAGAAGACCUGCGUGGGUUGUUAGAGAUGAUGGACACAGAUGAGAAGGAAGGUUUGAGGUGCCAGAUCCCAGAUUCAACAGCGGAAACACUCGUUGAAUGGCUUCAGAGCCAAAUGACAAAUGGACACCUGCCUGGGAAUGGAGAGGUGUAUCAAGAAAGGCUAGCCCGUUUAGAAAAUGAUAAAGAAUCUCUCGUUCUUCAGGUAAGUGUGUUAACAGACCAGGUAGAGGCUCAGGGAGAGAAGAUUCGAGAUUUGGAGUUUUGUCUUGAAGAGCACAGGGAGAAGCUGAACGCCACAGAAGAAAUGCUGCAGCAGGAGCUUCUGAGUAGGACAUCCUUAGAGACUCAGAAGUUGGAUCUGAUGGCUGAAAUCUCUAACUUGAAGCUAAAACUGACGGCUGUAGAGAAGGACAGAUUGGACUAUGAAGACAGGUUCAGAGACACAGAGGGGCUAAUGCAAGAGAUCAAUGAUUUGAGGUUAAGAGUCAGUGAAAUGGACAAUGAAAGACUUCAGUAUGAAAAAAAGCUGAAAUCAACCAAAUCUUUAAUGGCCAAACUUUCUAGCAUGAAAAUCAAGGUGGGUCAGAUGCAGUAUGAAAAGCAGCGGAUGGAGCGAAAAUGGGAGUCACUGAAGGACGAACUGGCAUCUUUAAAAGAACAGCUAGAAGAGAAGGAAUCUGAAGUAAAAAGGCUACAAGAAAAACUGGUGUGCAAGAUGAAAGGAGAAGGGAUGGAAAUUCUUGAUCGAGAUGAAAAUUUUAAAAAGAAGCUCAAAGACAAAAAUAUUGAAGUACAAAAAAUGAAAAAGGCUGUGGAGUCUUUGAUGGCAGCAAAUGAAGAAAAGGAUCGGAAAAUAGAAGAUCUUCGCCAGUGCCUGAACAGGUACAAGAAAAUGCAAGAUACGGUGGUACUGGCCCAAGGUAAAAAAGGCCAAGAUAGCGACUUUGAAGAUCUGCUCACAUCCAGUUCCAUCUCUACUUUGCUGGAUGCACAAGGUUUUAGUGACCUGGAGAAAAGUCUGUCACCUACACCAGUAAUGGGAUCUCCCAGCCGUGACCCAUUUAACACAAGUGUUCCAGAAGAGUUCCACACCGGUAUCUUGCAAGUUUCGGUCCCUUCAUUAUUGCCAGCAUCUAAGGGCUUGGAAAUUUCCGAAAAAGCAAAAUUGCCUCAACCAGAGACUUCGUUUGAAGAGAAUGAUGGAAAAAUAAUCCUUGGUGCUGCUGUUGAAACCCAGCCUUCUGAUAGUCUUUCAACUUCGAGUCUGCAAAAGUCCAGCAGCCUGGGCAAUCUGAAGAAAGAGUCAUCAGAUGGGGAUACAGAGUCUGUCCAGAAGCCUUCAGAGGAUAAAACUCCAGCAGAAAGCAGCCCAUUUGGAAGCCUCCCUCCAAAAGCUCCAGGACAUGAUGCCUCCAUGGAUGACAACCCCUUUGGCACUCGAAAAGCCAGAUCUUCCUUUGGGCGUGGCUUUUUUAAAAUAAAAAGUAACAAGAGGACAGCAAGUGCCCCCAACUUGGAUCGUAAACGAAGUGCCAGUGCACCCACCUUAGCUGAAACAGAGAAGGAGACAGCUGAGCACCUAGAUCUUGCUGGUGUAUCUUCCCGGCCAAAAGAUGCGCCGGGAAGUAGUCCCUUCCAGAUAUCUCCGCCAUCGCCAGAUUCCAAAAAGAAAUCCAGAGGUAUCAUGAAACUCUUUGGAAAACUUAGGAGAAGUCAGUCAACUACAUUCAACCCAGAUGACAUGUCUGAGCCUGAAUUCAAAAGAGGAGGAACAAGGGCAACCGCAGGGCCGCGACUGGGUUGGUCUCGAGAUUUGGGACAGUCUAACAGUGACUUGGACAUGCCAUUUGCCAAAUGGACCAAGGAGCAAGUUUGCAAUUGGCUUGUGGAACAAGGCUUGGGGUCCUACCUGAAUUCUGGAAAGCAUUGGAUUGCAUCUGGCCAAACACUUUUGCAGGCUUCUCAACAAGAUCUAGAGAAGGAACUUGGAAUUAAGCAUUCACUUCAUCGAAAGAAACUCCAGCUGGCACUGCAAGCCCUGGGAUCCGAAGAAGAAACCAAUCACGGAAAGCUGGAUUUCAACUGGGUCACUCGGUGGUUGGAUGAUAUUGGUCUCCCCCAGUACAAGACGCAGUUUGACGAAGGACGAGUAGAUGGUCGAAUGCUCCAUUACAUGACUGUUGAUGACUUACUGUCUUUGAAGGUUGUGAGUGUGCUGCACCAUCUCAGUAUCAAAAGGGCUAUUCAGGUCCUGAGGAUCAAUAACUUUGAACCAAACUGUCUGCGGAGGCGGCCAUCUGAUGAGAAUAGCAUCACCCCGUCAGAGGUUCAGCAGUGGACCAACCAUCGUGUGAUGGAGUGGCUGCGCUCCGUGGACUUGGCAGAAUAUGCCCCCAAUCUCAGAGGCAGUGGUGUUCAUGGUGGGCUCAUGGUUCUAGAACCUCGUUUUAAUGUAGAAACAAUGGCUCAGUUAUUGAAUAUCCCACCAAGUAAGACCCUCUUGCGAAGACAUUUGGCCACUCAUUUCAACCUUCUGAUCGGUGCUGAGGCCCAGCACCAAAAGCGUGAUGCCAUGGAGUUACCAGAUUAUGUACUUCUAACAGCCACUGCCAAAGUGAAGCCAAAGAAACUGACCUUCAGCAAUUUUGGGAAUCUGAGAAAGAAGAAACAGGAAGAUGGGGAAGAAUAUGUUUGUCCAAUGGAAUUGGGACAGGCAUCAGGAAGUACAUGCAAGAAAGGAUUUAAACCUGGUUUGGACAUGCGCCUGUAUGAUGAAGAUGAGUUAGACCGGUUAGAGCAGAUGGAAGAUUCAGAAGGGACAGUGAGACAGAUAGGUGCGUUCUCUGAAGGCAUCAACAAUCUAACGCACAUGUUAAAGGAGGACGACAUGUUCAGAGACUUCGCCGCUCGUUCCCCCAGUGCCAGCAUCACUGACGAGGACUCCAACGUUUAAACCACGGCCCUCAAAUGAGCAUCAGGAGCCCCUCGCCUUUUCUCCACCUUCCUUCUCAAACACUCACAGAACACAUAACAAGCAGCAGAUUGUUUACUGUCUAUUAUUCCAACUUCUCAUGUGGAAGUGGAAACCGAAAGCAGGGGGUAUGUGCCCGUUCUGAAGACGCCAUGAAAAAGGAGACACUGGUGAAUGAGACGAUAAUCGUUUUUCUUCUAUUUAAUGUACAAAUCUGUGAUAUAUUAUAUUUAAAGUAUUGCAUUUAAUAUGAGUGUUUUACCGUCGUGUUGCCAUUCCCCUUCACGGUAUGCAGGAUGUGGGAAGCAGGAAGCAGUCUGUGAAUGACUCUGUCACGUCUGCGUCCGUCCGUGUGACAGCACCACAGCCAUCAAAGCAGAGCAUCAUCUGCUUUCAAAAUCAAUAGGUGGAAUUUCUUUAAGCAUUCAGUGUGCCCGCUAAGUGCCAGCCACACCUCCCCUUGCCUCCCGUGGUCCUUUUUUAUAUGUUUUUAAAAAUAUGUGUACAUAUUUAGUACAUAGAAAAUAGAACUUUUAUCUUGUGACAUAAGGCAGAUGGUGAAAAGCAAACACAGCGAUCAGAAUUUUCAUGGACCAGCUGGUUUCAUGGAAAGGUUGGGAUGAUCUUUCCUUCUCCACAACUGAAUUGUAAUGCUGUUGAUCAUUCCAACCAAAUUAGUAUAUCUGAAAUACCCCUUCCUUGAUGAUACAUCACAAAAUUGUUGAAGAGUUAAGAAGUUCAACCUUAAUCUUGGAUCCUUUUACCUCCAAAGGAAGAACUCAAGAGACAUUUAAAUACUCUUAACUUGAAUGCAUUCAGGAGUUCCCCCAAAAUGUAGACAUAGAAAUGAUUUCUGAAGAAACCAAAACAAAACAAAAACCUUUACAGUAUUAAAGCUUCUUAUUUUCCUCUUUGCUAAAUAGUUUAUUACAUCAAAACACUAACAGUCUACCUUAUGUUAUUAAACGUACAUUUCUCAGGCUAUCAAUGAAUGAGAUUUUUUUUUUUAAGAUGCUGAAUAUUUGGACAUUUUGUCCCAGGGUUCAAUAAUUCUGAGGCUACAACAUGAGUUUUAUAAUGGCUGUAUUGCGAUAUGAAAAUGUAGUUGAUGAUUGUUGAUCGCACAGGGCCCAAAUAUCAUUUAUCAAGAAAUGACUGUUUAUCACUUUUUAAGGGGUAUUAGAAAAAUUAUUCUAUGUUUUAUUCACUACUACAUCACUUCUAAUAGCCAACCUGGGAAAGACAGGUUUUCACAAACUGGCACAGGGGGAGCAGUUCCAUAUACGCCAGUGGACGUGCUUAUAAAUUCUGUUUGAAUGUCGGUUGUGUGAUCUCGCAAGCUAUUAGCAAGUUAUCAAGCUUUUCAACAAGGGCCUGUCGAACUAAAUUGCUGUUUAUUCAUUACUAAAAUGAUUUGAUGUUAAUAAUAAUCUUUUGUUCCCCACUAGUCGUUUGGUAACUGUAUUGGACUCCUUACAUAUUAGUGUUUUAUUUUAAUGCAAACAUCUGUCACCAUUUGAAAAACAGUUUCUUAUCCAAACCUGGUUAACACAAUACCAGGAGACUGUUAUAGAUGCCAAAUAUUCUUUAUUCAGGACAGUGUAACAUAACUGAUGAUAUGUGAUAAAGUUCAGAUUUUUUUGACGAUAUAUAUUUUAUUUACGAAAUGUUGUACACUGCUGGUAUUACCAUAUGAAAAGAAAUAAAGUCAAUUGAUGAUUGCCUCA